AUGCUGUCCUCUCCUGAUGUGAUGGCAUGCUCACGGACCUGCUCCCGCAUCCUGGGGCUGAGCCUCGGGACUACCGCCCUGUUUGCUGCUGGAGCCAACUUGGUUCUCCUCUUUCCUAACUGGGAUGUGACCUACCUGUUGAGGGGCCUCAUUGGCAGGCAUGCCAUGCUGGGCUCUGGGCUCUGGGGAGGAGGACUCAUGGUACUCACUGCAGCUAUCCUCAUCUCCUUGAUGGGCUGGAGAUAUGGCUGCUUCAGUAAGAGUGGGCCCUGCCGAAGUAUGCUCACUUCUCUGCUGUCCAGUAGCCUGGCUUUUCUUGGAGCCUUGAUUUGCUUUAUCACUUCCGGAGUAGCCCUGAAAGAUGGUCCAUUUUGCAUGUUUGAUGUCUCAUCCUUCAAUCAGACGCAAGCUUGGAAAUAUGGUUACCCAUUCCAAGACUUGCAUAACAGGAAUUAUUUGUAUGACCAUUCCCUCUGGAACUCUGUCUGCCUGGAGCCUUCUAAAGCUGUCAUUUGGCACGUGGCCUUCUUCUCCAUCCUUCUGUGCAUCAGCCUCCUCCAGAUUCUCCUGGUGGCCAUUCAUUUCAUCAACAGCUUCCUGGGCCUUUUCUGCAGCCUCUGUGAGAAGUGA
Molecule: messenger RNA, 630 nt
Organism: Neomonachus schauinslandi (Hawaiian monk seal)
Lineage: Eukaryota; Metazoa; Chordata; Mammalia; Carnivora; Phocidae
Gene: TM4SF19
Product: transmembrane 4 L six family member 19
Exons: 4
Coding region: 1-630 (209 amino acids)
Cellular component (GO): membrane
Source: RefSeq, a predicted model, not a curated record